This is a messenger RNA of Penicillium diatomitis, 2661 nucleotides long. RefSeq names its product putative SNF2 family helicase/ATPase PasG. NCBI's taxonomy places the organism in Eukaryota, Fungi, Ascomycota, Eurotiomycetes, Eurotiales, Aspergillaceae. Bases 1 to 2661 code for a protein of 886 amino acids. Gene Ontology annotation, cellular component: pericentric heterochromatin; nucleus. Gene Ontology annotation, biological process: DNA methylation-dependent constitutive heterochromatin formation; lymphocyte proliferation; pericentric heterochromatin formation. The record is from RefSeq and is a predicted model, not a curated record. Gene Ontology annotation, molecular function: chromatin binding; ATP-dependent chromatin remodeler activity; ATP binding. The transcript has 4 exons.
AUGUCUACAACGGAGGUUUCUUUGACGCCCAGCGACUCCCGGGCUGGGACAACUCAGCCAGAAUCGACGGCAGCAUCUUCGCCAGUGACCGACACAUCUGCGCCAGGCUCCAAAGAGUUCAUCGAAGAGAGAGCCAAGAAUGACAACGGCGAUGUUGAGAAUGACGCCAGUGCAUCUAGGCACGGCUCCUCCGGGGCGGCUGGUGAAGCAGAAGACACAGAGGGAAUGGACGUCAAGGCAAAGGCUCUAAUGCACCUGUUGAAAACAAGCUCGGUCUUUGUAGCGAUCAUGUCAGAGAAAAUGAAGAAGCAACAAGAAGAGGCAAGACAACGUGCUGCUCACCAACAAUCCGAGCAAAAGCCCAAACCAAAAUCCACAGUCGCUGCUCGUCGGGAAACAAGAAAUAAGCCCAAGGAAGAUACUGGCGCGCCCGAAGACACCGCUGCCAAUGACACAAGUGCAGGAAAGAGAAGAGGCCGUUCUCGGAAAAGCGGACCAGAUGGGAGCAAAAUUUCCAGCUAUUUCCAAAAGGCGGAUGUCAAAAUCGAAGAGGGCAAUCCAACUGUCCAAGAGGCCCUCGAGCAGGCUGCAGAAGACUAUGAGGCUAAGCCUACAGCUCUUGGUGAACAGGAGCUCGUUGCGACGCAGCAGCCUUCUCUCGUUACCGGUGGCAAGAUGCGCACUUAUCAACUGGAGGGUCUAGAGUGGAUGAAAACGUUGUGGAUGAACGGAUUGUGUGGCAUACUGGCGGAUGAGAUGGGCUUAGGCAAGACCGUGCAAGCUAUCUCAAUGAUUGCGUUCUUGAAGGAGAACAAUGUCUCGGGUCCGUAUCUUAUUGCUGCGCCGCUCAGCACAUUAAGCAACUGGAUCGAUGAGUUCAAAAGAUGGACUCCCACCAUCGAAACGGUUUUGUAUCAUGGAACAAAGGAGGAGCGUGCGGCUCUUCGCAGCAAGCACAUGAAAACUCGAGACCAAGGCAAAAUGGAUUUCCCUGUCGUUUGCACCUCUUACGACAUAUGCAUCAAUGACUCGAAAUUCCUGGGACAGUAUCAGUGGCGAUACAUUGUCGUGGACGAGGGCCACCGUCUGAAGAACAUGAAUUGCAAGCUCAUCAAAGAGUUGAUGACCUACAACUCGGCGAACCGAUUGCUCAUUACGGGUACACCACUGCAGAAUAAUAUUUCCGAAUUGUGGUCUCUACUACAUUUCCUUCUUCCAGAAGUGUUCAACGACUUGAGCAGCUUUGAAAGUUGGUUCGACUUCUCGUCCGUUCUGGAUGAUUCAGGAAAGGCAGAGGUAAUUGAGCGUCGGAAGCGCAACUUGGUGACCACAAUGCACUCCAUCUUAAAGCCAUUCCUACUUCGCCGGGUCAAAACCGAUGUGGAAACUUCGCUGCCAAAGAAGCGCGAGUAUAUCCUCUACGCACCACUUACGCCUGAGCAGAAAGAGCUCUAUAGGGAAAUUCUGAGCGGUACUGGCCGUCAGUAUCUCGAAGGCAAGGCUUUGGAACGUUUAACGGCAAAAAGCUCGAUGCCUACACGUUCUCGUAGCUUGAAGCGCGGCCAUGACAGCGAUGAGGCCCAAACACCAAAUAAGUCUCAGCGUACGACCAAAGACGACGUCUCGGAAAGAAAUCCCGCUUCGGGUCGACGGCGUCGAGCGAACCAAAGCUAUAAAGAUAUCAGUGACCGAGAGUUUAACACCAAACUGCGCAAGCUUGAACAAGGAAUCGAGGAGGAUGAGGAAGACGACGUACAGCCUGAUGAUACCGAGUUGGAGGAAAUCGAAAGAGCCAACAACUUGAAACUUGCUAAAAGAGAGAUCAGUCAAAAGAAAAUGAUGAACCCGAUCAUGCAAGCUCGUCUUGCAUGCAAUUCUCCGCACAACUUCUACUGGCCUUGGAUGGACGAAUCAUCAACUGUCGACGAGACACUUGUCACGGCGUCAGGAAAAAUGCUGCUCCUGGACCGUCUAGUGCCUUACCUCUUCAAGAAGGGUCACAAGAUCCUCAUCUUCUCCCAGUUCAAGACGCAGCUUGACAUUCUCGAAGAUUGGGCGACACAGCUGCGCAGGUGGCCUUGCUGCCGGAUCGAUGGUGCCAUCGCGCAAGCCGACCGUCAAGCCCAAAUCAAAGCGUUUAACACCGACAAGAAACACAAGAUUUUCCUACUCAGUACUCGUGCCGGUGGUCAAGGAAUCAAUCUUGUUGCUGCCGACACUGUCAUUCUAUUUGAUUCUGACUGGAAUCCGCAACAGGAUCUUCAGGCCCAGGAUCGAGCCCACAGAAUUGGUCAGACCAGACCCGUGAUUGUGUACAGACUCGCUACAAAGGGAACCGUUGAGCAGACACUGCUCGAGAAGGCGGACUCCAAGCGACGUCUUGAACGCUUGGUCAUCCAAAAGGGCAAGUUCCGGUCACUGCUUGACACUGGAAAUGCCCAUGAUGCCGAAGAACUUCGGAGGGCGCUCGGUGACGACGAGUUCGAGCGCUUCGAGACCGGCGCCGAUCCGGCAUCAAUUCUCUCCGAGGAGGACCUCCAAAUCUUGACUGAUAGGAGCGAGGAGGCCUUCGCCCGGGCGGAGAAGGGUCUCGAGCAAAAGGGACCGGCUUUCGUCUCUGUCGAAACCAAACGUGAUGCUGGCGAGUCCCUUAUGGCGUAG